AUGUCCGUUGCGCAGGCACUAAGUUCCGACGGACACGUCUGUAUAUACGAAAAUAAUUCUUUGUUACCUCCGGGAGUUAAAAAAUGUUGUACGGUCGACCCAGUCAUUAAGAAGGAGUUCGAGAGCCAGUUCCUUGAGGCAGAGGUUGAUUGGAUACCGGCAAUGUUCAUUCCCUUAACGGCAAAUCGUGAGAAAUACCAGUGCCGACCGCUUAACAAUAAACCUCAGCCGAGCGGCAGAGCUCUCUGGUACGGAGUCUUGAGUACUGAUGAGCCAGAUGGUAUUCUUUGGACUCAACGCUGCAGCUCUGAUGCAAACUCUCGGAAGCUAGCUCAGGCCCUGAAAUGCCCAGGUGAUAAUGGGCGAGUUCCCAGGGAGCGCAUGCCUGAGAUGCACUGGUUUUAG
This is a messenger RNA of Drechmeria coniospora, 405 nucleotides long. RefSeq lists its product as uncharacterized. The record is from RefSeq and is a predicted model, not a curated record. Lineage: Eukaryota; Fungi; Ascomycota; Sordariomycetes; Hypocreales; Ophiocordycipitaceae. The transcript has a single exon. Bases 1 to 405 code for a protein of 134 amino acids.